Messenger RNA from Psammomys obesus (fat sand rat), 3462 nucleotides. It is a transcript of the gene Hs6st1, whose product is annotated as heparan sulfate 6-O-sulfotransferase 1. NCBI's taxonomy places the organism in Eukaryota, Metazoa, Chordata, Mammalia, Rodentia, Muridae. The record is from RefSeq and is a predicted model, not a curated record. The coding region runs from base 30 to 1265 and encodes 411 amino acids. Gene Ontology annotation, cellular component: membrane. Gene Ontology annotation, molecular function: heparan sulfate 6-sulfotransferase activity. The transcript is spliced from 2 exons.
GGCGCCCGGGCGGCCGGCGAUGGUGACACAUGCGGCGGCGGCGCGCCGGCGGCAGGACCAUGGUUGAGCGCGCCAGCAAGUUCGUGCUGGUGGUGGCGGGCUCGGCGUGCUUCAUGCUCAUCCUGUACCAGUACGCGGGCCCGGGGCUGAGCCUGGGCGCGCCCGGGGGCCGCGCGCCCCCCGACGACCUGGAUCUCUUCCCCACGCCGGACCCCCAUUACGAGAAAAAGUACUACUUCCCCGUGCGCGAGCUGGAGCGCUCGCUGCGCUUCGACAUGAAGGGCGACGACGUGAUCGUCUUCCUGCACAUCCAGAAGACCGGCGGCACCACCUUCGGCCGCCACCUAGUGCAGAACGUGCGCCUCGAGGUGCCCUGCGACUGCCGGCCGGGCCAGAAGAAGUGCACCUGCUAUCGGCCCAACCGCCGCGAGACGUGGCUCUUCUCUCGCUUCUCCACGGGCUGGAGCUGCGGGCUGCACGCAGACUGGACCGAACUCACCAACUGUGUGCCCGGUGUGCUGGACCGCCGCGACCCAGCAGGUCUGCGAUCGCCCAGGAAGUUCUACUACAUCACCCUGCUGCGAGACCCAGUGUCCCGCUACCUGAGUGAGUGGCGACACGUGCAGCGUGGAGCCACGUGGAAGACGUCUUUGCACAUGUGUGACGGGCGAACGCCGACCCCAGAGGAGCUGCCGCCCUGCUACGAGGGCACAGACUGGUCAGGCUGCACGCUGCAGGAGUUCAUGGACUGCCCCUACAACCUGGCCAACAACCGGCAGGUGCGCAUGCUGGCUGACCUCAGCCUGGUGGGCUGCUACAACCUGUCCUUCAUCCCCGAGAGCAAGCGAGCCCAGCUGCUGCUGGAGAGCGCCAAGAAGAACCUGCGCGGCAUGGCCUUCUUCGGCCUCACGGAGUUCCAGCGCAAGACGCAGUACCUGUUUGAGCGGACGUUCAACCUCAAGUUCAUCCGGCCCUUCAUGCAGUACAACAGCACGCGGGCGGGCGGCGUGGAGGUGGAUGAGGACACCAUCCGCCACAUCGAGGAGCUCAACGACCUGGACAUGCAGCUCUAUGACUAUGCCAAGGACCUCUUCCAGCAGCGUUACCAGUACAAGCGGCAGCUGGAGCGCAGGGAGCAGCGCCUGCGCAAUCGUGAAGAGCGCCUCCUGCACCGCGCCAAGGAGGCGCUGCCGCGGGAGGACGCGGAAGAGCCCGGCCGCGUGCCCACCGAGGACUACAUGAGCCAUAUCAUCGAGAAGUGGUAGUGGUGGCAGGGGCAGAGAGUGGAUGGGGCGAGAGUUCACGGGGAAAGAAGUGGGGCCAGCGCUUCCUGCUGUUUGGCGUAGAGGGAAGCGCGCUAGUAGGAUACCCUAGACCCUGAUGGGCAGGGUAGGACCUUGAGGCGGAUGGCCUCCCAGCUCCCCUGGCCCCCGUGUCGCAGUUAAAACUGACGAAGAUUUGAAAAGAGACUGGCGAUGGGGACAUGUCUGCUCAGCCAAGAGUCCCACACCUACUAUGCACGCACUGGCCCCCAUGACCAGCCCUCUAGGAACACGUGACUAGCUCCUAAUAGCGCAAUUGAAGCUCCUUGGCCUCUGGGAAACCCUAAUAACCCAGAAUCUUGGGGAGCCUUUUCCUUGAGAACACAGGUGUAUCUCUGAGGUGUCCUGGACUAGCCCCCUCCACACCCCGCCCGUCAAAGCUGCUUUCAAGGUCAGGGUCAGCCCCUACUAUUUCAGAGAAGACUGUCUGGCACCCGGCCACUGCACUCUGGGCCUUGAGCAGAAUCCACAGUGCAUCCUGGCUUUGGGGAACCAGGCUCAGGCAGGAAUGGGAUGGACACCAGGAGUCCCCCUCCCCAACCAAUCCCUAUGUUUUCUGAUCCACUGCCCCCAGCCCCAUUACUGGGACAUUUAUACAAGGGCUCAUGUGCCAGUGUUCCCACCAUACCAGCAAUUCUUAGUCCGGCGCAUGAAAGCAUCCAUUGGCCGGGAUACAGGGCCACACCAACCUGAGUUGGUACUGGAUGGCCAGGAUGGGGAUUUUCCCAUUCUCAGCUAAGAUGGGGAGAAAUAGCUCUACGUGUCCUUCUGGGGGCCUGAAUGCACAACCCCCCAGACCCUGGCUCUCCAGGUGUCAUCCUGCCCUUCACAAGUAUGACCAGGCUAUUUCCAGCAGAUCCAUGGGCCGGCCAGUGACCCUUCUAGAAGCCAUGUUGCACAGCCAGCCCUCACCUGGUGCCCUAUCCCUUACCUUCUCUAGGAGGCCCUGGCGGAGACAUCACGGCUUUUUUCAGAGUCCGACUGCAUGCAGCCAAGCAUUGUGAGCUGACCCCGAGGCAGGACAGGCCCUCCUCCCAUGUCCAUCUUACUCAGCACUCAGGCUAAGAAGGGGUGGCGUCGCCACAGACUAGUGGAGGCCGGAUGUAGCACAGCAAUAUUCCAGAUGUUGGCAGGUGUAGCUGCUGCUCAGGAGUGAUGGCCUGACACACACAUGUACGGUAUGGGACCUACACUCAGGUACCAGGCACUUGACCUUGGGGUCCACAGGCAAGGUGUGUUCUGAUGGCACUGCCCAGUCCAGUCCAGGGACACCUUUACAGUGGGUGGCCACACUGAGGAGGUUGGUAGCAAGAUGAGUUAGGAGGUCAAGGUCACUGUGAGAGGAAUCGGCGUAGAUGCUCAGUUUAGCGUGACUAUACUUCUGGGGGGAACGUGGGACAUCUUUGGGGAUCCAUGGGGUCUUUUCCAGGUCAUGUUGGUUGCAGCCAGCUUCUGUCAGGAAGUACCCCAGCUCCAUAUGACCCCUCUUCACAACUCUCUGUAUAAACAACCCAAACACAGAAUCUGUUCUAGACAUAUUGGAAUAUGUUUUUACCUAUGCCCCGCCCCCCUGACUCACAGAAGCACGGGUCUCUUCUCAGUCUUUGCUGCAUUUGAAAACUUGUCCCCGCCCAUCUCAGGCCAGUGCCAGGCUGAGGCAGCCUCAGCCCCUCGAUGGCCCACCCCUGCCUAAGGCUCAGGCCACCAGCUUUGGGGCACAGCUUCCUGGUACUCAGCAUCUCAGAACAGGGUGCACCCCCGUCCCUCCAGCUCUAAGGACUCUGCCCACCCCGGGGACACUCCCUGGGGCGGAGAGGCCAUGCAAAUGCAGCAAGCUAACAACUCAGCCCCGAGGCACCCCACAGCCCUGCAGAUACCCCCUCGUAGAGUGGGGGCCACAGGACUGUCCACCGGCGCGUCUGAACUGGAAGUGUCUCACUUGAACCCAGGAGCUUUACAGCUUUAUUUAUUUAUGGCUUCUUAUUAAAAAUAAAAAAUAAAAAUAAAAAGUGUUGAGAAGGAAUCUUUUGGUUAUUCAUAUGAAGCAAAGAAAUGAUGGAAAAGCAACUGGUUGUCUUCUAAUUGUCUUUGUCUAGGUGGAGAAUGAACAUAGCAGAUGAAAUAAACCCUGAAAAGGUCA